This is a messenger RNA of Diabrotica virgifera virgifera (western corn rootworm), 11295 nucleotides long. RefSeq names its product E3 ubiquitin-protein ligase AMFR. The coding region runs from base 312 to 2102 and encodes 596 amino acids. Gene Ontology annotation, biological process: endoplasmic reticulum unfolded protein response; ubiquitin-dependent protein catabolic process; protein K48-linked ubiquitination. The record is from RefSeq and is a predicted model, not a curated record. Gene Ontology annotation, molecular function: ubiquitin protein ligase activity; ubiquitin binding. Gene Ontology annotation, cellular component: ubiquitin ligase complex; endoplasmic reticulum; cytosol. The transcript has 8 exons. NCBI's taxonomy places the organism in Eukaryota, Metazoa, Arthropoda, Insecta, Coleoptera, Chrysomelidae.
UGACAGCUAAAGAUACUUGAGAAAAUUCAGGAGCUUCAUGUUACAAAUUGUACUUCGUAGAAAUACGUUGUCGUUCACUUUACAAAAUCGGUACACAACUAUCGCGGCCAGACAAACAAUAUCCACCUAUUUAAAGCAAAGAAAACAAUUAGUGUUGCCAAAAUUAACGAAUGUUUCACAUAAACAAAAUCGUGUUUGUAUUUUCAGUGAAGAGUAAGUUACAAUAUGUCAAAGUCGUUUUCGGUAAAUCAACAAAACAAAUCGAAGUACAUGAAAUAAACAUUAUCCGAAAUUGAAUAAACAGUGUCACCAUGCCAAUGUUCCCGUUCGAAAGACUGCCUUUACCCAAUUUAAAAAUAUACUCUUCUGUAAGUGUAGUGGCCCUCUCAGCAUGCGUUUAUUAUGCUGUCCAAAUUGUUAAAGAACCUUCGUGGAAUUAUACUCCAACGGUAGCGAAAAAAGAUAGUGAACCCUGGAAUGUUACUAAUCCAGACCCUAGAACUGCAGGGCAGUUUGUCUCAGAUGUUUUUACUGUUAUGAUAAGAGAACCAGUUUGUGUUUGGACGAUGAUCAACAUGGCCAUUUGUUGGUUCAUCCUAUUGGGUAGGGCCGUUCAAAAACUGGUCUUCGGGGAACUGAGGGUCUCAGAACAACAGCAGCUCAGAGAUAAGUUUUGGAACUUCGUCUUUUACAAGUUUAUCUUCGUUUUCGGCAUUAUCAAUGUCCAGUACAUCGACGAGGUGCUUCUCUGGUGUUCCUGGCUUUCUUUGCUCGGCUUUUUGCAUCUGCUGUCGCAGUUGAGCCAAGACAGGUUUGAAUAUUUGUCGUUUUCCCCCAGAACACCGUUUUGGAGCCACGUCAAGCUGAUGGCUCUAUUGGCUGCUAUAUUUGCCCUCUCCGGCUUCAUGUUUGUGGUGUCUAUUUUCGUCGGAUUCUUCGGCGGACUCAAUACCUUCUUCUUUAUGUUCUACGAGGUACUCCUCUUGGCCAUUCGCACCCUCCACGUGAUCAUCCGGUACGCUUUCCAUCUGUACGACAUGCGGAACGAAAACAAUACCCCCACCACCGGUGAGGACAGCAAAGCCUUAGACAAACGGGGCCCCGUGUCGUAUUACUUCGAACUUGGCUUCGACCUCACUGCACUUCUCAUUGAUCUGAUUCACCACCUUCACAUGCUUUUCUUGAGCAAUAUUUUCUUGUCCAUGGCCAGCCUCGUCAUCUGUAUGCAGCUCAGAUUAUUGAUUCAUGACAUACAAAGCAAAUUCAAGAAGCACAGGAACUAUUUGUGGGUCAAAAAUCACCUAGAACAAAACUACCCUAUGGCCACUGACAAAGAGUUGCAGGAAAACUCAGACAAUUGCGCCAUCUGCUGGGAGAAAAUGGAAACUGCCAGAAAAUUACCGUGUGCUCAUCUCUUUCAUAACACCUGCUUAUUGUCGUGGUUGGAACAAGAUACUUCCUGUCCAACUUGUAGAAUGACCUUGAACAUCCAAAGUCCGUCUGUUGCAAGUCUCGAACCUCCAGAAAUACAGGUGGAGCCUCAGGAGAAUACACGAAGACCGUUCAAUCACUUUUUCCAUUUCGAUGGUUCAAGAUAUGUAUCCUGGUUACCUAGUUUCUCCGUGGAAGUCAGCAACGCCCAACCGAUACGUCAAAACCACAUCUCCGCUUCUAAUUCCCAAUUAGACGCGAUGGCAAGACAAGUCCAGACUCUAUUUCCCCAUAUUCCCAUACCGACCAUAAUCGAAGACUUAAGAGUGACCCGCUCAGUCGAAUUGACCAUUGAAAACGUAUUGGACGGAAGGUUGGUGGCGCCACCUAUGUUUAGAGAUUUAGACAUGGAGCAGUCGGCCAGCCGAAAUCCCAUCUCCUUGCUUAAUUUUAACGAUCCUGAGCCGAGUACGGGAAACUGGGAUGAGUUUAGUAAUGACACCGUUGAAGUGGAAGACACAGUACCAUUGGGUAGCCGCUUCUCGAAAUCCUCAACGGAACGUGAGAAAAUCCUCCAAAGAAGAAAGGAACAGAUGAGACACCAAGCCAGGAAGCGCUACAUAGAGAAGCACAGAGCAGCUGUAUCGGUCAAGGACGAACUUCAAAGUUGAAGGGAAUUCUAGACGAACUGAAAUGAUUUGGUGGAUACGUUGCUCGAGAGAUAAUCGUCAUUUGGAAUUUUCCUGCAAAUAUACGUUGCAAAGAAUGAUUUUAUAAUAGCAAAUAGCCAGCUCAUUUCACAUAAAUGAAUUGUAGGUCUUAUCAGUUUGUUUCCUAGAUCUUGUUACGUUUUAUAUAUAUACCUAUUAAAGUUCUUCCAACAUUUUGGUAUUUCUGCUGAAUAUUUGCCAGUUUUUAGCAAAUUUGUGUGAAAUGGUAGUAUGAACUUGUAUAAAUGUAGAAACGGGCUGAACGACGCAGUUUUUGGGGUACAAGAUUGUGGAAACCGACUAAAAGAGCUUGGUUUUAUGAGAAUUUGAGCUAGUACCCUAUAUAAAAGCUUUAAACUGAAUAAGACAAUUAUCAUAGGUCUACAAAACAAACCUUUGUGUGGUGUUUACAUGGUUUAUAUCUUUUAUACAAUUAAUAACCACUAUUUACUAAUUUAUUGGAGUAGAACGAGGUCUGUUCAAACAAAUUGCAUACAAUUUUCGUUCAAAACUUCGUAAUGCUUUUUGCCAUCUAGCUCAUGGCAUAGAUACUUUGAAGGAACACCUAUUCGACUCAACAACAUGCUCACGUUAGUUAUUUACGUCACUGAAGCAUUCUCUAGCAUUCAUUAGUUUUUGUAAUAUACUACAGCUGCAUCCCUUUGAAUCGGAUCUAUGUAACUAUUAAACACACAUUUUAACAAUUUUAGUAAAAUACAGUUGAUUAAUAAAUUGUAAGUGUUUGUAUUUUUGCGAAAUAGUUAUUGUAUUCUUACGAUAAUCAUAUAUUUUAUAAUAUUUUAACUGUAAUGUAAUCCGGCUCGAGGGACCAAAGAUCACGACGACAUACUCGUCGACCACCUUAGGAUAAUAAAAAAUAGAUGUUAUUAUUUUUUUUUUCAAAACUGGUGAUGACUGACAACAAUUCAAAAACUGAUUGACUAAGCUAGAAGCGUUAUCUACUCUGAAUCCUUAUUCCUGAAUCCUAAAAUAUUGUCGAAAUAAUCAAUCAAUCCCGCUGUUAUUUUGUUACGGGAUCUUUUUUGGCAUAUUUGAUCAUCGCCGACCAUUUUAAAGAGGUACAGAGCCACUUGAGGGAAUCUUUUCGUGCUCUGUCGUGAGAAAUUUUGGCAAUAAUUUGGUACACACGUCAACUAUUCCCAAAUUAUUAGUUAGAGUUGUCGAAACGCAAGUUUUCGGAAUUCUAAGACUGCCAUCUAGUUCGCACAGGUUAAAACGACGAUUUUCUUUCUGAAGCCACAUUUAAUCCAUAUUUGUUACUCACAUUUCGCUGUCAUUUUCAAAGAAUGCAAACAAAAGCAAUGGACCGGACAUGUGAUAAAAAUGGAAGAGGAUAGGCUAUCAAAAAGAGCACUGAAUGCUAAGCACUGAGCAGGCAAAGAAACCGGCUGGAAAGCCAAGAAAGCGCUGGAAAGACACAGUAAACAGCGACGCACAAGCCCUUUUAGGAGUCCGUGUAUAGAGAAGAGCAGCCACAGACAAGCAAGGGUGGAGCAUAAAAGAGGCCAAGGCUCAAUUUGGGCUGUAGUGCCGUAGUAGAAGAAGAAUAAUGCAAACAAAAACAUUAUAUUACAAACUAGACACUUCAUGUUACUAACUGCGAUGAAAUGUUAGCAAUUAUAAUCGUACCUUACAGAGGCCGCUGGAACAUUUUGACACAAAGUUUUGAACUAAAAUCGGGUGCAUUUGAAACAUACCUCGUAUAUUUUUUAGUUAUAGUUUUUUAGAAUUGAUGUAUUAAUGUCAUAAUGAUACUCUAAUUGUUCACAUAAUAUUAUUUUAAUGCAAAAAUAGACACUACCUUAUACAGAAUGUUAGUGUCUAUAUCUGUUAAUGAAAACUAGUGUAGAAUACAGCAUGGCAGUGUUACAAUGCUACAAAUUUUGUGUGUACGUAGUUAAAACAAAGUUAUAGGCCAAGGAGGGAGUUACUGUCUAAAAUUAGAUGGUCUUUAUAACAUGUGUAUAAGAUUGAAUUAGCAGAUAUUUUAAAUAUACAGUAUGUCCCUGUAAGUUGUAUCCAUAUGGAAAACUUUUUUAUUAUUAAUUUUACGAGAAAAAGUUAUUCUUCAUAAAAAUCUCUGCAUGGUCCAAAAUCUAAGAUUCUACCAUCAAAUAUCAAAUUUUUUUAAUGUUUUACGAGGUAUGUCAAAAAAUUUGAAUUUCACUCAAGAGUAAAGUAUCGUUAAAUUUCACAAUAUUGAAAAUUGCUAUUAAGAAAAGUUGUUUGGAAUUAAAAACUAUAUUCUAAUAUGCAAUUACAUCCUUCUAAUUGAAAAAAUAAUUUUUUUUUUUAAAAUUAUGAAUAACAUUAUUUUCAGUUAUUUCAAUUCUGAUAACUCUUUUAUUAUUAAUUUUACGAAAAAAAGUGAUUCUUAAUAAAAAGUUCUGGAUGGUCUAGUCUAAAACCUAAAAUACAACCAUCUUAUAUCAAGUUUUAUCAAUUUUUAUACGAGGUAUGUCAAAAAAGAUAAAUUUAGAUCAAAAGUAAAGUAAAGUUUGUUUAGCGGUAAAUGGUUGGCUUGAAUGGUCAAUACUUGUACUGGUACUUCAAUAGUAUAAAAGGCCCGGUUUCAGGUAAAAUUUAAAUAUGUUUGAAUGUUUGUUUUUCUAUAAUCUUAGCAAUUAAAGUGGAUUUAAUUUAUUUUAAAACUCAUUUGAAAACAUUAAUUUCGGGUAUAUAAGGCAAAGCAAUAUAUUUUACAUCAGUUUUUUCCUUUUGUCGUCGUAAUUAUUGUAAAUUUUGUGGAUCCUUUGCUUUAUUAUAGGAGUAUCGUCUAGUCGGUGUUAAUUGUCAAAAGACCAACUCUGUCUACCUCGAUUGCUUAUCGCUCCGGACCGGUCUUAACAAUGGGCCAAGUCAGAUAAAUUUAAUAAUAUUUAUGACCGCACUAAUUGAAGUCAACCAUUUACUGCUAAACAAACUUUACCUUCAUAGUUCAGAAUAUUUCAAUUAGAACGAUGUAAUUACAUACUGAAACAUAGUUUUGAAUUCUAAAUAACUUUUCAUAAUAACAAUUUUCGAUAUUGUGAAAAAUAAACGUAUUUUACUCUUGAGAGAAAUUCAUAUUUUUUUACAUACUUCGUAUAAAAUUGAUAAAAUUUGACAUAAGAUGGUUGUAUUUUAGGUUUUAGACCAUGCAGAUCUUUUUAUUAAGAAUCACUUUUUUCGUAAAAUUAAUAAUAAAAGAGUUGUCUGAAUUGAAAUAACUGAAAAUAAUGUUAGUUAACCAUAAUUUUUCAAAAAAAAAAAAAAAUUCAAUUAGAACGAUGUAAUUGCAUACUAGAAUAUAGUUUUUAAUUCCAAACAACUUUUCAUAAUAGCAAUUUUCAUUAUUGUGAAAAAUAAAGCUACUUUACUCUUGAGUGAAAUUCAAACUUUUUGACAUACCUCGUAUAAUAUUCAAAAAAUUUGAUAUUUGAUGGUUAAAUCUUAGGUUUUGGACCAUGCAGAGCUUUUUAUGAAGAAUAAAUUUUUUUCGUAAAAUUAAUAAUAAAAAAGUUUUCCAUAUGGAUAUAACUUACAGGGACAUACUGCAUAACCUUGUACAUCCUUCCAGUAUCCGUCCCAUGUGUGUUAUAUACUAGCAAACUUUGUCAAAGCCGUAUCUUUAUCAUACUAUAUCCUAAGUCUGUACCAGCAAGACAAAUUUGCUUUUUUAAUAUGGUCAUUUAUAUGUUUAUUUGGUUAUUAAUGUUAUUAAUAUGGUUAUUUAAUAUGUUUUGUAACGUGGCCCAUGAUAAUCAUCUCCAAUAAGUUGCUAAUACGCUGUAACCGGUACUCUUGGCACAUAUGCGAUUUUUGUCACCGGCCACAUUACAAUAGGUGAGCUCCAGUAAGGACGUGCAUAUGAAUUUUUUUCUGAAAAAUCUUAAGUAUUUCUUCAAAUAUAUGUAACACCAACGGAUAUAUACUCUAGCAUAGGAUUUUGCGUUCCAACUGAGUAGGUGCCAUGGAGCUGCAUAGACCUGACAACGACUACGGACUUACGCGAUUUCACCACUGCCCGCACUGCGGCCGCGACAUCCCUCGUCAACAAGCUUGCUUAUAAACGUGACCAUCUGUUUCAUAUAAAAGCUUCUUCUAGGAGCUAUAUAUUCUUUGGUAACACUAUCCAACAAAUGUGAAAAAAUUGUCUGACUGUCUAUUGUUCUUUCAGUUGUCUUUUUUAUCUUUAUUUCGGUGUCCUACUACUGUAUAGAUAGAAAUCUUCCACAGUUUUUAACAACUCAGUCCUGUUGGUUAUUAUUUCACCCUGUUUGUUUUUUAAUUUGAUUAUUUGGCUGUUUCCAGUUUUUAAUUUUCUUUGAAAUACCUUCAAGCUUUUAUUUAUUUGCCUGUAUCAUUUGUUGGAUUUUUCGUUAUUAUAUUUUCUCAAAUCUUUUCUGAUUACUUUCUGUACUUCUUGAUUCAUCUCCACUUCAUUCAUCCGCAUAAUCUUAACAAACUUAUAAGACAUCAAAAUACUCAAACUGCAACCCAACCACUGGUUAAUAUUUCAGCUUUUGAAUGGAAGAUAAUCCGUUCUAUCUAGAUGAAUAGAGAAAAUCCAGAUUUUGGAAAGAACUACACAUCUCAUGGGUGUUCCCUAGUAAAAAUGCCAACUGUGGAAAAGUACGUUCCAAAUUUAAAAGUAGCACAUACAUAGUAGUGACGUAAAAAUUGAACGUAACGUAAAAAACAUUCCAUAAAGUAUUAAUUGUGAGGCAAUUUUCAAAGAUAGUGAUAUAAAAACUAAUAGUCCAAGAGGCAGUGCUGAAAAAUCUCUUUGAAUUUACUAAAGCUAGAUUUUUCACAGUUGAUUACUGUGAUUGUGUAGAGAAACAUACUGCGGUCGGUCAAGCUAAACGUAGAACAAGGGUUACUGAUAAGGUAUCAAAGUUGCUUUCCUACGAAGGUAAUUAAAUCCAUUAAAUCGGUCGGCCCCAGUGAAUGUACAGGGUUUUUCACUAUAUUUUGAGCCCCUUGUAAACUGCUUUAUUUACAGAAUUAGAAAAAAAUGUAAAAUACAAAAGUUAUUCGAUUUUUAAAUUAUGAUUUUUUGACAUAUAUAUCGUACUAGUGACGUCAUCCAUUUGGGCGUGAUGACGUAGUCGACUAUUUUUUUAAAUGGGAAUAGGGGUCGGAUGCUAGCUCAUUUGAAAAGUUAUUCAAUUCCCUAUUCAGUAAUAUAAACAAUAACAUGAUCAAUUAUACAGGUUGUCCAAAAAUUUUUUUUAAUUAAAUUAAUUGUUUAAUUAAUAAUUCAAAAAAUUUUUUGGACACUCUGUAUAAAUAAUGAUCUUAAUGUUUAUUGUACUGUAUAGAGAAUUGAAUAACCUUUCAAAUGAGCUAGCACACGACCCCUAUUCUCAUUUAAAAAAAUAGUCGAUUACGUCAUCACGUCCAGAUGGAUGACGUCACUAGUACGAUAUAUAUGUCAAAAAAUCGUAAUUAAAAUAUCGAAUAACUUUUCUAUUUUACAUUUUUUUCUAAUUCUGUAAAUAAAGCAGUUUACAAGGGGGUCAAAAUAUAGUGAAUAACCCUGUACAUUCAUUGGGGCCGACCGACCGGCCCUGUCCCGUCAUCAGCUGACCGACUAUAAUAACUUUUAUUUAUAUUCAAUUUAGAAUGUGUGUACUGAUUUUCAGCCUUAAUAACUGGAUUUAAUUAACUUCGUAGGAAAGCAACUUUGAUACCCUCUCAAUAAGCCCUGUUCUACGUUUAGCUUGACCGACCGCAGUAUGUUUCUCUACCUACACAAUCACAGUAAUCAACUGUGAACAAUUUAGCUUUAGUAAUUUCAAAGAGAUUUUUCAGCGCUGCCUCUCGAUCUAUAAGAACAUACUUUCUUGACGUGACAUGUGACUGCAAAAUUAUACUGGGUUAUAACUGACAUCAAAUGUAAUAGUUGAUGUCGAAUAAUUCGUUUUGAGCUUAUUUAUACAUCAAUACAGCUGACAUUCUUCCUUUUGAACUUAAAAGUACCUCAAACAAGUAACUGCUUGUUAAUUCUUACACCUUUUAAUAUUGUAAAUUUUAUAAAAGUCACGUCAAGCCACAACGUUGACGUUCCUCUCAAGGUAAGAAUCUGACAAUGACUUCAUCUCUAGCGCACGUCAAAGGUGGUGGAAGCUUCCAAUCUGAAAAUAUUGUAGAUAUUAGAAAAACAUACAGUAUAAGACACCUACAUAUAUCUAAAGAGUCUUAUAAAUUUCUUGUGUGGUUUUAAUUGUAUUAAAGAGUAUUUUAGCCAAGAAUAUUGUUGUUGUAGACCUGUGCUCUAAUUGUAGUAUUGAUUAUUUGUUCAUAAGUCAUUUAAGAUUUACACACUUGUGAACAAAGUGUGUCAGCUCAAUUGAAAAGAGAUAUCAUAUAUUUUUUACUUCCUAGUGCUGGAAAAUUCAUAGUUGUAGUACGUGUAUAAACUGAUAUGUAAAUACCUGUUUUGUUGUCCAUUUGUAACUUAUUUGAUAUUUUAAUAAGAGGCACUUAAUUUUAGUUGACGUUAGGUAGGUUAAAGAUGUCAUUUGAGUCGUACAGGGUGUUCCAAAAAGUUCGUACGGUUUGUUACUCAGGAGUCACUGAAUAUUUUUUAGUUUGAUAUCAGAAACUUGGCAAUAGAAUCUACAACACUUCGUGUUGAGAUAUAUUGAAUUACUCAGUCGAUGAAGAGAUUUGAAGGAAGUUAAAUGGGCAAAUGUACAGUUCUUUAAAGGAAUACAGUUUGCCAUUGUAUAAAAUAUUUCAAAAACUAAAACAGUGGUAUUUUUCUGAUCGAUUUUACACAUUGAUCCAUAGGUUCGAAUCCGGCUCACAGGACCAAAGUGUAAAAGUUUCGGGAUGAUGGAAAACACACUUUGUUGAAAAUGUAUUUAAAGUCGGUGACCACUGCUACAAUUUCUCAGCUACAAUGAAGACGCUUCUAGCUUCAGAUCAGUUUAGAAUUAUUGUUUUCCUUCACCGUUUUUAAAUUCAACAAACGUGCUUUCGAUUAUUCAUAGUACAUUAUUAAAAACUAACUGAGCAAAUAGCAAAUGUAAUUAACACAGUAAUAUGUUUUGAUGUUUUUUGGUAUAACGUAUUUUUUUAAGACUAGACGUUUUUGACAUUUUCAUUUGUCCCAUUUUUCGAAGCAGUUUUUUUGUUAACAGUCUACAAAAAAAAUUAAGUGCGGCUAAAAGAUGUCAAGAGCAUGUAAGACGCGACCAAAAGUGGAAGGACAUUGAAAUUAUUUCAAAAGCGAUGAAAAUAAACAAAUAAAUAAAAAAACAUGUGAACUCGUUAAUACAAGUUAAAGAAACGUCAAAUGGGAGAAAACAGCUUUGAAAAGUGGUAAAACCGAUGAAAAAAUGUCGAAGAAUCGUCAAAAAGAGCGUCAAAAGCGUGGAAAAAGUAUCAAACGCUUCGAAAGAGUAUUGACAAUGGUCGUAGGAAGAACGUUAAUCGUGACAAGUCUAAAGGGUAUCCAAAAGAGUCUAAAAAUUGUCAUCGUGAACGGAAAAUGUCAAAAUAAGGUUUAAAAAAUGUAAAAAAAUGUUGCAUGUCAAAUGCGUUGAAAGAGUUGACGUACGAAAAAGUGGCAACAGCGCCAAAAAAUGUCGAACACGUCGAAAAUGUAUCAAAAUAUUCGAAAAAUGCGACAUAUACGCUAAAAAAAGGACGCCAAACGUACGUGAAAUGAGACAAAAACGACAAAAAAAUGCCUUCGCCUACGAAAAAGAAUCUAAGUAAGAAACUCGUAACAUGAAGUAAAAACCACUUCUAUGUAAUAGGUAUAUUUACUAAAAAUUUUAAAAAUCCCAAUGGAUUGAAUAAAAUAUGUCCAAUUCAGAACGUUUUCGGACCUAUCAGUCCAUCAUCAGUGGAUCUAAAAGAGAAUAAGUAAUCCCACUAUUAAAAUUGAAAAGAUGGUUGAAAUUUUGAAAGUUGAAAAAUGUGGUUAUGAUUACUUACUCAAAUACUUGCUAAAUAGCCCCAGAACCAAACAAUGGUUGUAAUUAUAAUUCAAUCUACAUUAUUUUGAAGUAAUAUUGAAAAAGCUAUUACUUCAAAAUAAUGUAGAUUGAAUUAUAAUUACAACCAUUGUUUGGUUCUGGGGCUAUUUAGCAAGUAUUUGAGUAAGUAAUCAUAACCACAUUUUUUAACUUUCAAAAUUUCAACCAACUUCUCAAUUUUAGAUUCACUGAUGAUGGACUGAUAGGUCCAAAAACGUUCUGAAUUGGACAUAUUUUAUUCAAAACAUUGGGAUUUUUAAAACUUUUAGUAAAUAUACCUAUUACAUAGAAGUGGUUUUUACUUCAUACAGCCAAUCUAGGGAACUACCCCUUUUUAGUUUAAUCUAAGUAAAGUUAAAAGACGUCAAAUCGUCAAAAAAAGCUUUAAUACAAGAUUUAAUUAAUGACGUUUUUAACUUUUUUGGGCUUUUUCUUCAUUUUUGGCUCCUUUUUAUGCUCGUAACACUUUUUAACUAAUGGAACUGUUGUAUUAAUAUUUUUUCUUUACUCAUGCAGGACUUUGGACUCUUGUUAUGAUUGUCAUUUAAUUCUCAAAGAUCGUGAAAGUGAUUUACUUGGUUACUUGUAAAGUUGAAUAAAAAGCAAUCAUUAAAAAAAGUUAUACAGCAUAGCUUAUGUAUGAUAUCCCAAAAAAUAAGCGCAAUAAUUAUGUUUAUUACACAUAUACUGUUGAAGGUGAAAUAAGAUAUCUUCAUUUGUGCUUGCUAGCCUCUAUCCAUUCUAAUUGCUUCAAUUCUAGCUUCAUUGGCAAUUUUUAUAUAAUCAGCACAUUCUUCACACAGCACUUCUGAUAGUUCUUAUUAUUAAUUUUAAAAUAUUCAUUAUUUUCUGAGUAAAAGCUUAUAAAAAUUUUUGGAAUACUCUAUCGAUCUUAAUUAUCUCGUCCGUUGAAAGACUCUUAUUGACAUCUUUGACUGUUUAUACUAGAGUUAUUUAACAAAUGAGCUUCAGAUCUCGAUAAAGUUACUCAUUACCUGCCUGCAAUGUAGUCAUUAUAAGCUAGUCCUUUAAAGACUUGAAAGAGAUGUUACUUUUUGAUUCUUAAACGGAUAGAAUAACGUUUUUUUUUCUCUUAUAUUUUACUUUAUUUUACUAUAAAUAUAUACUUUAGAUAUUACAUAAAAAAUUAAUUACAA